ACCCGCCCCCCGGGUGGAAGGGGUGCCGGGCGGCCCGGUUAACUCCUGAAAGGCGGGCGCGCGAGCCGGGGCGGGCGCAGGACUUUUCUCUCCGGUCUAACCGCUUCCGACGGUUAGAAGUGCCUGCCACUUCCCGUAGAACGUCUCGGCUGCGCCUGUGCCUCCCGAAGAGAAGUGCGUGAGGUUAGGGCGAGUGCGGGCGAGACCGUGCGCCGCUUCUUCCUGUCUCAGGAAGUUCGCUUUCAGCCUCUGCGAUCCGGGAGCGGUGCUGUGACUUUGACAGCUCAGCCCUCCUCCCCGCCCUGCUCGCUGCUCGGCGCUCCUAAGGACAGUGCUGAUUGAAUGCACUCCGCGCUCCGCGCCUGGGAGAACGUGGGAGAUGGGCCUAGGUCAUGAGCAAGGAUUUGGAGCCCCCUGUUUAAAAUGCAAAGAAAAAUGCGAAGGAUUUGAGCUUCACUUUUGGAGAAAAAUAUGUCGUAACUGCAAGUGUGGCCAAGAAGAACAUGAUGUCCUAUUGAGCAAUGAAGAGGAUCGAAAAGUGGGGAAACUUUUUGAAGACACCAAGUAUACGACCCUGAUUGCAAAGCUAAAAUCAGAUGGAAUUCCCAUGUAUAAACGCAACGUUAUGAUAUUGACCAAUCCGGUUGCUGCCAAGAAGAAUGUCUCGAUCAAUACAGUUACCUAUGAGUGGGCUCCUCCUGUCCAGAAUCAGGCAUUGGCCCGGCACUACAUGCAGAUGCUGCCCAAGGAGAAGCAGCCGGUGGCGGGCUCCGAGGGGGCGCAGUACCGGAAGAAGCAGCUGGCAAAGCAGCUCCCCGCACACGACCAGGACCCAUCCAAGUGCCAUGAGCUGUCUCCCAAAGAGGUGAAGGAGAUGGAGCAGUUUGUGAAGAAAUAUAAGAGCGAGGCUCUGGGAGUAGGAGACGUCAAACUUCCCCGUGAAAUGGACGCUCAAGGCCCCCCCAGGAUGGACAGCCCUGGAGGGGACCGCAGCACGGCGGCUGCGGUGGGGGCCAUGGACGGCAAGUCGGCCGAGCACCGGAGAACUCAGUAUUCCUGCUACUGCUGCAAACUGAGUAUGAAGGAAGGUGACCCAGCCAUCUAUGCUGAAAGGGCCGGCUAUGAUAAACUGUGGCACCCGGCUUGUUUCGUCUGCAGUACCUGCGAGGAACUCCUGGUCGACAUGAUUUAUUUCUGGAAGAAUGGGAAGCUGUACUGUGGCAGACACUACUGUGACAGCGAGAAACCCCGAUGUGCUGGCUGUGAUGAGCUGAUAUUCAGCAAUGAGUAUACCCAGGCAGAAAACCAAAACUGGCACCUGAAACACUUCUGCUGCUUUGACUGUGACAACAUCCUAGCUGGGGAAAUAUACGUGAUGGUCGAUGACAAGCCCGUGUGCAAGCCCUGCUACGUGAAGAACCACGCUGUGGUGUGUCAAGGGUGCCACAACGCCAUCGACCCUGAAGUGCAGCGGGUGACUUAUAACGGUUUCAGCUGGCACGCGGCCGCCGAGUGCUUCCUGUGCUCCUGCUGCAGCAAGUGCCUCCUGGGGCAGAAGUUCAUGCCGGUGGAGGGGAUGGUCUUCUGCUCCGUGGAGUGUAAGAAGAUGAUGUCCUAGGGGGAGGCCCCGGCCGAGCGGAGCCACGCCAGGCCCCGCGCUCUGAUUUGCUACUGUAACAUGCAAUUUGGAAAAAUAAAUAGAAGAAAAGAAACU
Rhinolophus ferrumequinum (greater horseshoe bat) is the source of this 1714-nucleotide messenger RNA. RefSeq names its product testin LIM domain protein (gene TES). NCBI's taxonomy places the organism in Eukaryota, Metazoa, Chordata, Mammalia, Chiroptera, Rhinolophidae. The transcript has 7 exons. Gene Ontology annotation, molecular function: zinc ion binding. The coding region runs from base 380 to 1618 and encodes 412 amino acids. The record is from RefSeq and is a predicted model, not a curated record.